AUGCUUUUGUUGCGAGUACAGCAGCGGCACCGUACUGCGCGUACAACCAGAAGGUUAUGACGAGGUUAUUACGACUGACUGCAGCAGCUGCAGGAUCCAUUCACACUUAGAGGAAGAAAAAAACCCGCCAUCCAGAUCCAGAUCCAGAUCCAGCUGCAGCUGCAGCUGCAGCAGCAUCUCGCCUGCGCAGCAUCUUACAGAAACGACGAGCGUCAGUUCGCAGCCUGCACAUUUUGCACAGGGUCGUUGGUUCUUCUCCGUCUCCGCAGCACCAAGGACGGAGGUCUCGGGGCGAUACGAGGAUCCACGAGAAGCGCUUUGAGCAGGAUACCGCGUCAAGUAUCCAGGUAGGCCACGGCCAGCGUGAUGGAUUCACAGUCACAGACAUCCGGCCCCCAACCCCUGUGUGCAGGCCGUGCGGAGGGGUUCAGCCAUGGAUGCUGGGAGGCUGGAGCAGCAGGUGGCCAGUGUGGAGAGAGGCAUUGCCUUCCUGAGACAGGAGCACCGGGCCAUGCUGACCGGCCUGCAGCUGGAGAUCAUGCACCUGAAGAGGCGCUGCCACGAGCUAAGCUGUGAGCUGGACUCCAGGUUCCCUGACAGAAACACAGCAGAGGAGGAGGCAGAGCUGGCAGCACGUUGUGCGGCCGCAGAGCGUCUUCUGGAGGACCAGCAGUGCAUGAUUGUCACUGUGCGUGGCGAGCUGCGGGCGGGCCGGGCACGGUCGUCAGCACUCGGCAGGAGCCUCAGGGAAGAGGAGCGACGUUUCCUGGAGGAACUGAAGCGCCGCAGCCACAAGAUCACGCUGCUGAGCCGCGAGCUGCAACGCCAGAACGCCACCACGUCGACCCUCUGCCACGAGCUCCACGCCGCGCGCCUAAAACUGUUCCAUCAACGGCAGAGCAACGAGUCUGCUGCAGAGAGAGAGGAGGAGGAAACCAUGAGAAAGGAUGGAGAAGGAGAGGAAGACGAGGAAGAAGAAGAAGAAGAAGAUGAUGAUGAUGAAGGGGAGGGUUCCGACUGGCUUCUGUCUCCACCUCCUCCCGACUCUCCCAGCCAAUCCGAGGCGAGACACAGGAGGCGUGUCUCCUUGAGGGAGGAGAUGGUCAGAGCUUGCGUCCCGCAGGAGAGAGUGACGUCGCCGCAGAGGCCACUCCCCAUGCCAGACCCCGCCCUCUUCCUGGUGCCGCUUAGGUACCGCCUCCUUCGCUUGAACCGACCCAUCAGAAUGCAGGAUGCGGAGGGUAUGGAGGACGAGUGGGAGGACAUUGAGGACAGCAGGGUGCACAGGAGGGUUGACAUGGGAGCAGGAGAGGGAGAAACCGCUCUGUGAUACAGACGGAGAGGUGACAUCGUCUUCCAGCAGGCCUCUGCCGAUAUCAUUGAACAUCUGAUGCGGUUAUUCUAGACAAAGCUUGAGAUGAGAGAGAUGUAACCUUGUGAUUGUCUGUAGAUUUCAGGAAGUGAAUUAGAUAUUUAGAGUUAGUUGCACAGGAGUGUGUGAUCGACCCCACACAAAGACGUAUUUACAGAAAUUUGUCACAUUGAUGCUACUUGAAAGUGAGGAAAUGAAUCGCUCAAAGAAAGACUGAAAUGUCGAAGCGUUUUCUAUGGAUUCCUCUAGAUUUUAUCAAUGUUGAUCUCAGCUUUUGCCAGUAAUUAGUCGCCUCGCCUUCGGGUCUGUGAACACGUACACGGUAGUGUUCAGUGGCAACCGGCUUCCGGUUUCAGACAGUAACUCUAGAAGGCUUAGGGACAUUUUGUAUGAUUUGCACUUUAUUAAAUUCAUGCAAUGUGCCUAGUAAUGGCAUAACAAUGUUUCUAUUGUCGUGUUG
Messenger RNA from Scophthalmus maximus (turbot), 1832 nucleotides. It is a transcript of the gene ccdc92bb, whose product is annotated as coiled-coil domain containing 92Bb. The record is from RefSeq and is a predicted model, not a curated record. Lineage: Eukaryota; Metazoa; Chordata; Actinopteri; Pleuronectiformes; Scophthalmidae. The coding region runs from base 434 to 1330 and encodes 298 amino acids. The transcript has 4 exons.